AUGCAAGCGCCUUUCUUCUAUGCAGCUUUUCUACUUUUGGUUCUACCUUUGGGUUUGUCAGAGACCAUUGUUCGUGAGCUGAAUAUAUCUAGAACAACUUCGGAUAGUGGAAAGCAGCUCAUCUCCCUAAACGGAGAAAUUAACUCAUUAGGUCCCACAAUUCGAGUGCAAGCUGGAGACACUCUUAAUCUGUUAGUGAACAAUGAAAUUUGUGAUGAACAGGACUUGGCACAGUACGGAGAAGAUUAUUGCAAUACUUCUAUACAUUUCCACGGUCUAGUGUUGGGAAAUGAUGACGGAAAACUGGGGGCCUUGAAUGAUGGAGUACCGCAGGUUACCCAACGUAGUAUUCCUCCACAAAUGUCGUAUUGGUACAACUUCACGAUACCAGAAAGUAUGGAGGGAGGGACAUAUUGGUUUCACUCCCAUUCUUCAGUGCAGUAUGGAGAUGGACUUCGAGGCGUCUUUUUGGUAGAUUCGAGCGCUCGGGAAACCUACUUGAGCCGAGUAAUAGCCAAGUUAGAUGCGGUUGGCACAGGUGGUACUCUGCUCGAAGGAUUACCGGAAACCGGGUCCCAAAAAUCUAUACAAGAAGUUAUAGUAGCUGUCUCAGACUGGUACAGUAAAUCUAGCGUCGAAAUAUUGGCCGACGUCAUGAGUCCAACGGGAGGGCCGGAUCCGCGCGUGGAAGGUUCUACACUUAAUGGAGAUCAAGACUCAGUGAAAUUCGAAAUAACUGAGAACACCGAAUAUGUCGAACUUAGGGUGAUAAACGUCGGAAUGAGCGGCACCAACAUCCUCAAUAUUGAAGGACACCGCUUAUGUGUGGUUGAAACGGAUGGUGUUCUCACGAAACCUUACCUGAUUGACACAUUAUCCAUAGCUGUUGGUCAGAGAUUUACAGUUUUGGUAAAGCUCGACUUAAGCACACCCCGGGCGCGCAUAAUCCACGGCUGCGGCAAAAUGAUGGGAUAUGUUACCAAGACACAUUGGCUAGUACGACCCGGAAAAGAAAUUGGCCAGAACUUCGGGGGGGAUCCAAGAAAUCUGCCUGGACUAGACAAAAACGAAAAAUUUCGAGAGUUUGUGCCAAUGCAUGGUGAACUACUUCCAUCUCCGCGUCAGCAAGUCUCUUUAGAUUACUCCUAUGAAAGUGAUUUUAAAGAGCAGUUCAAAACUGGAAUGUACGCUGUUAACGGGGACACGAUGCCUGAAUUUCUUCCUGACGGUGUCCUACUAGAAGGUGCCAGGGGCGUUCGCGAGCCGAUACAACUUGAAAGCGAUGAAGUCAUUGAGAUAGCCAUAAACUCUAUUGACCACAUGACACACCCCUGGCACAUGCAUGGUCAUACAUUUCAAGUAAUAUCUGUGGGGCAGAGUCGUGAUGGCCCGCUGCACUUUGAGGAUCUCGAAACUCCAGCUAUGAAGCGGUAUCAGGCAGACCUUUUUGCAUGGGAAGGGAAAGUUCCAAUGACUCGUGACACCAUCAAUAUCCCAGGUAGUUCAUACGCGGUUAUCAGGUUCCUAGCCAAUAAUCCUGGCUUCUGGCUGUUACAUUGUCAUGUAGAAUGGCAUAUGUCCAAAGGCUUGGGAGUCGUACUAGCCGAGGGUAAUGCAAAAAUUGCUGCGGUUCCAAACGCUUUUCAAAGGCCAGAUGAUUAUCGAACCAUAUCGGGUGCAGCGGACACGGGUACAGCUGAGACAGAUUCCUCCGAUAGUAAAGUAGAACCCAAACCAAUACCGACGUCCAAAUGGAAAGUGUUGAUCAUUUACAUGCUGGUUAUGUGUUUGUUUAACGCGGUGGUUUGGUUGUUCUUUUUCCGAUAA
Molecule: messenger RNA, 1827 nt
Organism: Lachancea nothofagi CBS 11611
Lineage: Eukaryota; Fungi; Ascomycota; Saccharomycetes; Saccharomycetales; Saccharomycetaceae
Source: the annotation of a GenBank genome assembly